Messenger RNA from Dermatophagoides farinae (American house dust mite), 870 nucleotides. Its product is annotated as zinc finger protein 706. NCBI's taxonomy places the organism in Eukaryota, Metazoa, Arthropoda, Arachnida, Sarcoptiformes, Pyroglyphidae. The record is from RefSeq and is a predicted model, not a curated record.
CCAUUCCACACACACACACACAUUUUUGGGACCACAUACGGUCGAUACAGACGACGAUUAGCUUGUUUCUCUCAUAUGUGAACAAAUUAUGUAGUGAGUGUGUGUGUUUGAUUGUUGCAUAAAAAAACGCGAAAUGCAUUGAUGCAUAUAUUGUGUCGUGUUGUGGUUUGGUUUGGCAAUAGGUUCCAAUGUUUUAUUAAAUCGUUUUUUGUAUGUUUGGAUCUUUUCUCAUCAUUUCUGAAUUUCAAACAUUUUUCAUACCUCAUCUCAUUUCUCUUUCGAAAUUCGAAUCAUUUAGUUAUAAUAGUAUAGGGCUCAUCCACAACAUUCGUCGUCAUCAAAAAUAUUGAUCGUUUUGUUUUGUUUUGAUUUGAAGAUUUCUUGCACGCCAAGAAUUGUACAAACUUUUCUUCUUUUUUCACAUAAAACACACACACACACACACAGAACUAUUCAAUCAAUCUAUUCAUAUCUAAACAAACAAACAAAAAAACAAAUCAUGGCACGUGGACAACAAAAACUUCAAUCACAACAACGAAAUCAGAAAAAAGCAGCCGAAUUAAAACGACAACAAGGACAUGAUCAAAAAGCUGCUGCACAAGCUGCUUUGAUUCAUAAAUGUUCUGUUUGUAUGUCUCAAAUGCCCGAUUUAAAGACAUAUAAACAACAUUUUGAAAAUAAACAUCCAAAAGCAACACUUCCGGAUAAUUUAAAAGAUUUUCAAGCCUGAAAGCUGAAAUGAUGGCAUCGAAAACUGAAUUAAGAAAUCUAAUUCUUUACAGAAUAUCUUAUCGUCACACACACACAAACAACAAACAUAAACAAUCUUAAACACCCCAUAUAUAUAUAUUAUAUACAAACUAACUGCCC